AUGGUUUUCUCACAGUCGUGCUCUGACGUUGCGGCUUAUGCCACAGCUCCUGCGAACGCGCUGCGCUUAUCUGCUUCUAAAUUGAGAAAAGCACUGACCAAUUCUACGUUGUACUUCGACUCCUCUGGAUACGCCAAUGCAUAUUCAUACCUCAAGCCGUGUGGUAUCUUCUCAACGAUAAAAUUCACAGCCGCAGGUGCAUGUAGAAACUGGGGUCUGUUCAAACUCUUGAUAGCCGCGACACUGUUGCUGAUUUCUUAA
Messenger RNA from Leptosia nina, 261 nucleotides. Lineage: Eukaryota; Metazoa; Arthropoda; Insecta; Lepidoptera; Pieridae. The record is from the annotation of a GenBank genome assembly.